GGUCGCGAGUAGACGUGCUUCGGUCGCUCUGUUGCAGUAAAUUUAAUAUUUUUCAAAACUGUGUUAAAUCGCUCGUUAAGAUGCCUACUGAUACAAGGUCCAAUAUAGAUGAAGACGCUGUCGUUGAAAAAGUCGUAUCCAAGGUCGUUACUUCCCAAUCAUUCAUAGCACUCCUGUCAACACAAAUUCGUGCUUGUAUCGCAGAGGAAUUCCAAAACCAAAUCAAGGUGUUUUCGGAGAAGGUGGUACGACUCGAGAAUGAUUUAAGCCAAACCGAAUCCGAGUUAUCAAAAGUCAAAAUCGAGUUAGCUGAAACUAAAGAAGCAUUGAGGGUCUAUAAGGACGAGACGGAGCAGUAUUCCAGACGCAAUAGUCUUAGGUUUUUUGGAGUCCCCGAGAUAAAUAAAGAGGAUGUACCCACGGUGAUCGCAACCCUGUGCUCCGAACGUAUGCAUCUCAAUAUUACUACAGAUAUGAUUGAUAUUGCUCAUCGAUUACCUGGCAAAGAAGGAAAAAACCGCCCCAUCAUCGUAAAGUUCAUCUCACGUCACGCAAAAAAUCUAAUCUUUAGAUCCAAGAAACAACUAAAAGGCAGUUCGAUUGUUAUUCGGGAAGACUUAACAAAGGCUCGGCAGCAGCUACUCAAGGAAUGUGCUACUAGGUAUGGGUCGAAAUGCGUUUGGACUAGCGAUUGUAAAAUAUUUGUGAAAAGGGGGCCUAACGACAUCAAGCGUAUUAAUAAUUUGAGUGACUUAAACCAUACAUAAAUCAAAUAUAAUAUUGCACAGUUUCUGCUAUAAAUGAUUAUGAAUAAUGCUGCAAUGAGUUCACCUUUAAGCAAGCUAUAUUGCAAAUUGUGGUAUCGAGCUAUCGUUCUUCAACUUGCGAUAUCAACGUCGAAUACAUCGCACUCAAGGCUGUCCAAUUGUUCGGGUUUUGUUAGGAUUAAUUUGUAAACAUUGAAAUAAAUAAUAUGUAAAUUUGUUCAAUCAUGGAUUGUUAUCGUAAUAUUAAAUUUAAGUAGUUUUCUUAUAGUAUGCGUCUAGGACACAUUAAUAUCAGAUCUUUGGUACCCUCUCUCUAUGAUCUUAGAAGUUUUUUAGAUGCGAACAAUUAUGAUGUACUUGCAAUUGGUGAAACGUGGUGUCAUCCAGGAAUAACAGAUGAAGCCAUUGAGGUUAAUGGCUAUAACGUAUACCGAAAGGAUAGGGAUGGUAGAGCAGGAGGAGUUUGCAUCUAUGUUAAACAAUCAUUUAAAUGUAAUGUCGUUAAGAGCAAUAGUCAAAUUGAGCAGUUAUGGUUAUCGAUUAAAGUUGGUAAGUUUAGUGUUGCUUGUGGUUGUGCUUACAGGUCACCAACAGUAAAUUACAAAUUAUUUUUGGACGAAUUGGAGUCUUCACUAACGCUGAUGCACAGUAGCGGCGAUCUCGUUGUUUGUUUAGGUGAUCUGAACAUUGAUAUGAGUUGUAAUCAUUUACCUGCAACAGAAUAUAUUAGCACAAUGUUAGAUGCUAUUAACUUUAAGCAAUUAAUAUGCGAACCCACACGGCUCACUAAAAAAUCGUCAACGUUAAUCGACUUAAUUCUGGUCAACGAUUCAGAAAGGGUAAGCUCAUCAGGUGUUCACUAUAACGGUAUCACUUCAGAUCACGAAACAAUCUUCUGCGAUCUAGAUAUUGCUACUAUCAAUAAUCCAGCCAUAUUCAAAUCUUUCCGGGAUUUCACUUACAUGGAUGCAGUGAAGUUUAAUGACGAUGUGCAUAGAGUUCCAUGGCAGAACGUAUUUUAUCUUAGCAAUGUUGAUGAUAAGGUUGAUUUUCUCUGCCAUAAUAUAUUACACUUAAUUAACAAACAUACGCUCAUUCGAAACAUAAAGGUAACUAA
Photinus pyralis (common eastern firefly) is the source of this 1884-nucleotide messenger RNA. RefSeq lists its product as uncharacterized. The record is from RefSeq and is a predicted model, not a curated record. Bases 81 to 767 code for a protein of 228 amino acids. NCBI's taxonomy places the organism in Eukaryota, Metazoa, Arthropoda, Insecta, Coleoptera, Lampyridae. The transcript is spliced from 2 exons.